This is a messenger RNA of Asterias rubens (European starfish), 3913 nucleotides long. RefSeq names its product sodium-coupled monocarboxylate transporter 1-like. NCBI's taxonomy places the organism in Eukaryota, Metazoa, Echinodermata, Asteroidea, Forcipulatida, Asteriidae. Bases 214 to 2085 code for a protein of 623 amino acids. The record is from RefSeq and is a predicted model, not a curated record. The transcript is spliced from 16 exons. Gene Ontology annotation, biological process: transmembrane transport; sodium ion transport. Gene Ontology annotation, molecular function: symporter activity. Gene Ontology annotation, cellular component: membrane.
UUUGUUUUCAGGGCAGAAUCGGGCAGUUUCCCCCCACGCACAUGUAUAAAGGCUGCAAAAUCGAGUGUUUCCACUGUUGGUGUUUCUUUUUGGCGAACACAUGUAGCAACGGUCGUGACAUGGUACAAUCAACAGUAAACCCUGAGGAGCUAGCUUAAUCGGAGUCUAUCCGCGUUUUGUAUCAAGUAAUUUUGACUCAACUACACAUUAAUCAUGGAGGCAAUAUUUCAUUGGGCAGAUUAUGUCGUACUGGUUGUCAUGUUGUUAGCUUCGGCCUCAAUCGGCAUCUUCUACGCUUUCCGUAGCAGAGGGCAGAAUUCAUCCGGAAACUUCAUGAUGGCCGAUAGAAAGAUGGGGUCUUUACCAGUUGGCAUUUCAAUGGUAGCCAGCCUCUUUUCGGGUAUUUACAUCCAGGGUAGCGUGUCGGAGACGUACUUCAGGGGGAUAAUUAAUUUCGCCGGCGCCGUCAUUCCUCUCACCAUCUCAGGGGUGAUUGCAGGCAGGAUCUUCAUGCCCAAAUUCUACGAAUUGGAACUAAAAACGGUAUAUCAGUAUCUUGAAUUACGCUUCGGUGUUACAGUUCGUAACUGCUGCCUGGUGUUAGGUUACGCUUUCGGGGUUAUGCAAUCCGGUUUGGUUACCUAUGCAGCCAGUCUUGUGCUCAGCACUGUGACUGGAUCCAAGCUGAGCGUGUUUACAUGUACAGUCAUUUUAUCUGCAGUUUGCACUUUUUACACCGUUAUUGGUGGCAUAAAGGCAGUGCUAUGGGCAGACUGCUUUCAGAUGUGUCUGGUAAUUGCGUCGUUAAUUGCUGCCGCUACUCAAGCCGUCAUACAGAUUGGCUUUGGUGAGAUCUGGUUGCGCAACCUUAACGGAGGGAGAAUCAAUUUUUUCAAUUUUGACCCGGAUCCCAGGGUUUACGUGACGUUCUGGACCGUUAUAAUUGGUGGCACCUUCAGCUGGCUUCCCCCUAUGUCAGUGCUUCAGAUCCAGGUACAAAGAUACGGAACGUGCAAAUCACAGCAGACUGCCCACAUGGCAUUUGGCGUCUUCGUUGCUGGUUGCAUCUUGUUGACAUCCCUGUGCGUAAUAGCCGGUGUGUCGAUGUACGCCCUCUACGUUGACUGUGAUCCUCUCUCGGCUGGAUAUCUUCGUGAAGCCGAUGGGCUUCUGCCUUACUACAUCUUGAAUGCAUUCCAGCAUCUUCCCGGCGUUCCAGGAUUAAUGAUUUCUGGUCUCUGCAGCGCUGCUCUUAGUACCACCUCUUCUAUCUUGAAUUCCAUCGCAACAAUUACUAGCGAACACGUCAUUUCCAACAUUUGGAAGGAUUUGCCAGAUUCAAGAUAUCUCAUGAUAACGAGACUUGUCGCCAUGAUCUUUGGAUGUGUGACAAUUGCCUCAGCGACGCUUGGUUCACGUAUUGGGAGCAUUUUUCCAGCAGUCAUCGGCGUCAUUGGUGUUUUUAAUGGCCCAAUCUUUGCUGUAUUUUUCCUGGGCCUAUUCUUCAGGAGAGCUAACUCACAGGGGACAAUCGUUGGUUUUGUUGUUGGAGCAUCCAUUGGCGUCUGGAUUUUCAUAGGUUCACUGAUCUAUCUGCCACUACCUGGUAGUUUGGAGCUGAGGACGGAUGGUUGUGAAGACUACGAUUUCGCAGCCAAUGCAACGACUGAUUCUUCAGUGAUGAAUGUUGUAACUACAAUGAUGUCUAUGGUUACCAACGAAUCUUCAACACUCGUGCCGCCAGUUGCUACUUCAAGGCCCUUCGUAAUAGAGUUGUACAAUAUAUCCCGGCUCUGGUACCCUACGCUGUGCAUCGUUCUCGUAGUGGUCGUUGGACUUGUAGCUAGUCUGAUAUUCGAAGCGAUUGCUGGCAAGCAAGAGGUUGAUUCCGCUCUACUGUGGAACUGGAGGGAAUCAUGUUGCUGCUGCCCGAAAACAUCACAAGAUGAUGAUAAGAAAGUGCGCAUCACACGCAUACAGAGCGUUAGCGCCACUUUUCCUGACGAUGCUGGGAAUAAGAAUCACGACGACUCGAAGGAAACUGGCUAUGCAAUGGGUGAACUCAGUAGCACAGCUGUAGAAUAAGUUGGGUAACGCCUAAAUAUUUGUACACAACUCGCGGUGUUUGAGUAAAACCACCCAACUUAUGAUACUAAUCGCUGUAGGCCUAUUAUUCGGGUUAAUUCUUUUGCCAUAGCGCAUUGUAAAGUCAUGUUUGUUCUGGGUUUUUUUUCUGUUUUUUUUUUUUUUUUUUUUUCAAUUCUGCCGGAGGCUAGGCCUAUUUGCUAUUAUUUUUUAGGGUGCUUUCUCAAUUUAUGCGACAUAAGGUUUUUUGGCAAGUGCUUUUUUGCAUGUACAAACAUUUAGUCGGACAAAACUAUAGCGUUUUGAUGUAGCUCAUCAUUCGGUUGUAAUAGUUGUAGACGACUACCAUGUUGAGAUUUGAAACAGUUAUGUGUGUGCCGCAGCAGUGAGCAUUGUUGUUGUAUGGUCAAAAUAAAAAGGUAAGUCUAGUGUUUAAAUUACAAGUUACAAGUUCCAAGCAAAUUGUUGGGAGAAACAGCUGACCGAGUUCACAGCUGAAAGUGUAAUAGAAUAACACAUGUCAAGAUAAUCUCAAGCUUAGGGUGCUUUUUGCAGCUAAGGGUGUCAGGUAAAGCGCAGUAAAUUUCACAGUGAAAGUUUUGUAAACUACCCCUUCAAAGCACAAUUAUACAACAUUUCCACUGUGAAAUUUACUGCACUUAAUCUGGCACCCUAGCUGUCAGAAAAGCACCGUAAUUUGUACGUCUUUUUUCUGUUUUUCUUUUUACGGUGUACGCUAGUAAACGGUGAUAGGAAACAAUCAAGGUUGCAAUAAGUAUUUGGGGUCAAAAUAUUCACAAGUAUAGAGAUAAAUGCCGUAUAGGUGUCCGGGAAGGUCCUCCUUCCAACGUGCUGAUUGUCACAUAGCAGUAUGAUAACGGUUGUCUAAUGAACGAUGAUGGAACACUUUUAGAUGCUAGGUGGCAGCAGACUAAUCAGUUCUGAGAAGGCGCAUCAAGGAGGACAUACUGAUUGACAUGAAUGCAGAAAUAUUUUCAUUUUGGUGUUUUGUAAUCUUUCCCGUGUUACCUCAGAAGUCAUGUAGGUUGAUUUAGUAAAGCGAUCUUUUUUUUCAACAGCUUAUAAAUAAUUUAUAAUAAACUAUUAUGAUAUUAUAACUAUUAUGGAAGGUUGGGGUACAAAGUGAGUUGUUAAUUAUAUUUGAGUAUAAUAAGGUUUGAUUUUAUUUUUUUAUUUUUCUUUAUUAAGAGUUUUGGUACUUUUUUUUGAACAAAAAAACACAAUGGCCACAUCAGGUUUACAUUAGAUUUUCAUUGUUUAUGUAUGACCCUAUGACCCUUUUUUCUAAAAAAGUUGUCGGAUUAUUUUAUCUUUUUAAUAUGAUAUGUAUAUAGAGACACGGUAAGUACGUCAAUAAUUAUUUGCGAUUCAGGGCGAAUGUUUGCGUUCCAUGAAUAUUGACUUCAAUAUUCACGUAAAUAUAUAUAUUCAAUGUCCCUUCAGGGCCAACAUGCAAACCAGACGUGCUCAGAAAUUGUAAGGGACAACAUGGACUCGGUAGCAGUAAAUUGUUUUUCUCUACCGGAGUAUUUUUACGGGCAAAUAAUGGCACUCUAUGCACCAUGUUUUCAGGUUAACAAAAUCAAGCAUUUAUAUACUUCUCAAUCACUUGCAAGAUGAGUGUGGUGAACAUAUAGAUAGGGACGUAUAGUUAAAUAAAAGUGUAUAUGUUUCUACAGAUGGUCAUUACAUAAACGGGUAAUUGGUUAAAUGGUGUAUAAAUAAAAAGUUCGAUUUUAAGGGUCGUCAUAUUAUUUUAGUAUAAAUCAAAACCUACAAAAAUAAGAACGAAACCAUUGUUUCUUAA